CAAGUGUUGUUGGUAAAAUGCUGACAAAGAAAAACCAUUUAUCUUUACCAGUUUAUGCAGUAAACCAAAACAGUCUUUUAAUCAUUUCUUUUUGAUCAUGAAAUCUGCUACGUUGUUAAUGAUAUCUUGUUUUCUGAUGUUCAUCAUUCUACACCAUAUGAAAGAGGUGGAAGCGGCUCCUCAGCAGACAAAGGGAGUGUGUGAACUUGCAGAUCAAUUCCCGGGAAAAUGUGGCAAAGAGGGAAGCAAUGUGUGCAUAAACGAAAUGCAAAAGAAAGAACCUGAACAGAAAUUGCGUUGCCAAUGUUUUGAUCACCCCACUGUCAUCUUGGCUUGGAAAAAACACAUUUGCAAAUGUCGUUAUGAUUGCUAAGAUCUCUUUAGUAAUUCCGAAUUAAGAGAUGAAAUAAUUAAAGAGAGGGUGUUGUAGGAAACUCAUUAUAAUAAACUAGAUUACUUUUUCGAUUUUGGCAAAUAAUCUAUUACAGUACAGAUCUUUUAAUGAGAAGCACACGUUAAACUGUUGAUGAGAUUCUCCGAAUGAAUCAACCAUUUCUUAAUAACGUAUUCCUUCACAUCCUUUUCGUCGUCUCCAAAUAUAUUGCACAACGCCCUGACGUAGUAAUGUGGGAACUUUCCGUUCAGUUUCAAGAAGUACAUGACGAUUCUUGUCUCGUCUCCGCAUAUUUCUUCUGCCACCUCGAAAUGAGUUGUUUCGGGUUCGUUUGAAGGAGAAGGAGAAAGCGACUGAGCGAGGUUUCUUCUUAUGCAAGCUUCCACAUGGCUCGUUUUGGCUGAGGAGAAUGCAGAAAUGGAGAGAACGACUGCGAAGAAAAUGAUGAUGUUCAUGGAGGUCUUCAUUAUUGAUUCUGGUUUCUCU
Thlaspi arvense is the source of this 880-nucleotide messenger RNA. NCBI's taxonomy places the organism in Eukaryota, Viridiplantae, Streptophyta, Magnoliopsida, Brassicales, Brassicaceae. The record is from the annotation of a GenBank genome assembly.